Molecule: messenger RNA, 943 nt
Organism: Thalassophryne amazonica
Lineage: Eukaryota; Metazoa; Chordata; Actinopteri; Batrachoidiformes; Batrachoididae
Gene: cryba4
Product: crystallin, beta A4
Exons: 6
Coding region: 34-849 (271 amino acids)
Biological process (GO): visual perception; lens development in camera-type eye
Molecular function (GO): structural constituent of eye lens
Source: RefSeq, a predicted model, not a curated record
GCUCUCAUUGUGUCUUUCCUUCAGGAUGGAGUGAUGGCGGUGGAGGUUAAGAAAAAGAGUGGGAAGACAGGGUUUGGGAAAAAUAAAAAGCUGAAAGGCUCCGGCUGCAGGUGUGGCUCACUUGCUGGCGGUGGUGAAGGUGAAGCAUCCUUUCUGGUGGAACUGCAUGUCCCUGAUCCGACGCAUGGAUUGGAUCUGGGGCUGGAAGGCGCAGAAGUCAUUGUAGUGUCUGUAGUCACCGCACUCAAACAGGACAAAAUGACUCACCACUGCACCAAGUUCUCCGGCCACUGGAAGAUCAUAGUGUACGAUGAGGAGUGCUUCCAGGGCCGUCGCCACGAGUUCACCUCUGAGUGUUGCAACGUGAUGGACUUUGGCUUCGAGACUGUGCGUUCACUCAGGGUGGAGAGUGGAGCCUGGGUGGGUUAUGAGCACGCCUCCUACCAGGGACAGCAGUUUGUCCUGGAGAGGGGCGAGUAUCCCCAGUGUAAUGCUUUUGGUGGUAGCAAUGCCUAUCACAUUGAGAGAAUGACUUCCUUCAGACCUAUCGCCUGUGCUAACCACAGAGAGUGCCGUAUGACUAUCUAUGAGCGUGAGAACUUCAUGGGCCGUAAGGGUGAACUUAGCGAUGAUUAUCCCUCCCUCCAGGCCAUGGGCUGGUGCAACAAUGAAGUCGGCUCUCUCAGGAUCCAGUCUGGAGCAUUCGUCUGCUACCAGUACCCUGGUUAUCGUGGCUACCAGUAUAUCAUGGAGUGUGAUCGUCACUGUGGGGAGUACAAACACUUCAGAGAGUUUGGCUCUCACUGCCAGACUCCUCAGAUCCAGUCCAUCCGCCGUAUUCAGCAGUAACAACAACACCCUAAACUCUUUUCUCCAGUGUGACCCUUCACUUUCGAACCCUGUUGCCUCCCAGAGCUGAAUAAACUGUCUUUCUUAAACCUCA